CUUCGCUUCACUGAAUUCCCCUUCACUUCUUGUCUGUUUCCGGUGGCUCUUCUUGCUUUUUCCUCGCUCUGCGACCUUCACUAAACUCCCCGACAGCCUCGCUUCCGUCACUCCUCAUUGCUCGGCUUAUAACACAAGGUUUUGAUCUUCAAUGGAGUCUGGUAAACAAAAUGAGUAUGCUGCUUUCGAGGAGAAGGUGAGGAGGACGGUUUACUUGGACAACCUAUCACCGAAUGUAACUGAGUCAAUCGUGAGAACUGCUCUUGAUCAGUAUGGAACUGUCAAGAGUGUUGAGUUCAUUCCAAACUAUCUGGAGCCACGGAACAUGCCACAAUGUGCUUUAGUGGAGAUGGAGAAAGGAAAGCAAGCUAAAGUUGUCAUCUCUACAUUGUCAGAAUUCCCUUUCAUGAUGUCUGGAAUGCCAAGGCCUGUAAGGGCACGUGCUGCUGUGGCAGAGAUGUUUGGUGAUCGCCCAAGAAAGCCCGGCCGACAGAUACGUAUCUGUUGGUUGGACACUGCCGACCCCGAUUUUGAGGUGGCAAGCAAGCUUAAGCAGCUGGUGAAAAGGCAUGCUACUGAAACUGCGGUGAUGCUCAAGCAUCAACUGGAAAAGGAGGAGAAGCUUGCAAAGCAGCAAGGAGAAACUCUGAAAGCAAAUUACAAGAAGUAUGAGAUGAUAGAUAGUUUGAUGGCUGAUGGAGCUGCUCGACGUUUGGCACGGUGCUAUAAUUUGAGGGUUUCAGAUGACUCAGGCCCUUCUACCUUUCACUGACAUGCAACAACCCUAUGUACUAACGUAAGUAGAGAGGACCUUUACUUGUAGAGAGGAUCUUUACUUGGCAUGUAUUAGAACACUUCAAAAUCUGUGGAUAGCUUCUCUUCUCUUCUAAUUUAGGUGCACUUAGAUUUUGUUCAUGUUAUCGGAUUGCCAAGACUCCCAUGCUGGAGAAGCAGAAAAUCACAAAAUAUUAUAGUCAAAA
Molecule: messenger RNA, 980 nt
Organism: Gossypium arboreum
Lineage: Eukaryota; Viridiplantae; Streptophyta; Magnoliopsida; Malvales; Malvaceae
Exons: 3
Coding region: 152-772 (206 amino acids)
Molecular function (GO): RNA binding
Source: RefSeq, a predicted model, not a curated record